Molecule: messenger RNA, 1164 nt
Organism: Acanthosepion pharaonis
Lineage: Eukaryota; Metazoa; Mollusca; Cephalopoda; Sepiida; Sepiidae
Source: the annotation of a GenBank genome assembly
AUGUCUCACUGUGUCGAUCUAUAUGUGGAGAAUAGCCUAGUAAAUGCAUUAUCUGAAAUAAAUAUUAUUUUCUUUUUCUAUCUAUCUAUCUAUCUAUCUAUCUAUCUAUCUAUCUAUCUAUCUAUCUAUCUAUCUAUGUCUGUUAAUAUCUAUCUAUCUAUGUCUGUUAAUAUCUAUCUAUCUCAUUCUUCUGUUCAUAUCUAUCUAUCUAUCUAUCUAUCUAUCUAUCUAUCUAUCUAUCUAUCUAUGUCUGUUAAUAUCUAUCUAUCUAUGUCUGUUAAUAUCUAUCUAUCUCAUUCUUCUGUUCAUAUCUAUCUAUCUAUAUAUCUAUCUAUCUAUCUAUCAUCUAAAUCUAUCUAUCUAUCUAUCUAUUCUGUUAAUAUCUAUCUAUCUAUGUCUGUUAAUAUCUAUCUAUCUCAUUCUUCUGUUCAUAUCUAUCUAUCUAUCUAUCUAUCUAUCUAUCUAUCUAUCUAUCUAUCUAUCUAUCUCAGCCGAGAAGAACCUCAGCAUCCUGGCGGACCCCUGAUUGAGCUCGUUCAACAAAGCCGCCGUCUUGACCUUUCUCGACUCCUUGGAGGCAUUCGUGAUGAGAAUGCGGCGAGACUUGCUGUAGGAGGAGCAAGCAAUGUCAACGGCGAUCUUGGUGUAGCUCUGGCUUCCAUCAUUGUCGAAUGUCUCCUUGACGGCGGCGACGAACUUGUCGGUCCUAACGGUCGAAGAACGAACGUUGUGGGCCUUUCGUAUGGCAGUAAACUCGUCCUUGUUCUCAUACGCCUUCCACUUCCUCCAAAUGUCCAUGACCAUAGUCCUCUUGAACCAAAACCAGGCCAUCACUUCCGCAGGCUUCUUCCCGGCGCGAAAAGAAGCUACUACCGCUGCUCUUCUGUUCACAUCUAUCAUCAUUUAUGUAUCAACCUGUCUCGGUCUUUUCAUAUCUAUCUAUCUAUCUAUCUAUCUAUCUAUCUUAGUUUAUUCAUAUUAUCUAUCUAUGAAAUCUAUCUAUCUAUCUAUCUAUCUAUCUAUUUCUGUUCAUUAUAUCUAUCUAUCUAUCUAUCUAUCUAUGAAUCUAUCUAUCUAUCUAUCUCAGUUUGUUCAUAUCUAUCUAAUCUUAUCUAUCUGGAAUCUAUCUAUCUAUCUAUCUAUCUAUCUUUUAUUAAAACUUGA